Molecule: messenger RNA, 2201 nt
Organism: Gasterosteus aculeatus aculeatus (three-spined stickleback)
Lineage: Eukaryota; Metazoa; Chordata; Actinopteri; Perciformes; Gasterosteidae
Gene: sox7
Product: SRY-box transcription factor 7
Biological process (GO): positive regulation of transcription by RNA polymerase II; cell differentiation
Cellular component (GO): nucleus
Molecular function (GO): RNA polymerase II cis-regulatory region sequence-specific DNA binding; DNA-binding transcription activator activity, RNA polymerase II-specific
Source: RefSeq, a predicted model, not a curated record
AAUCAAGGAGGAGCCGGGAGUCCUGCGGGGCUUCUCCUGGAACCUGCUCCUCAAAUAUAAAGCGCUCUCCUCUUUCCACGAGGAAAAGACUGAACCCACAAUUCACCGGGAGGAGACGCCGCUUGAGAACAUCUCUGGUUGCGCCCCGAACUCCUCUGCUGACAUCUGCGCGUGAGCUGUAGUCCAAAUAAAUCAAGCCUCAGAACCUCAGAACUUCCAACUUUGUCGCGAGCGAGGAGCCGCAUCUCGAGUUCGGGGAGGAGAACGCGCGCACAUGGCCGCCCUCAUCAGCGCGUACUCGUCGUGGCCGGAGUCCUUCGAGUGUCCCGCGGGAGACGGGGACGCGCCGGACGGACACGGCCCGCACAGGACCCCCGUGGACAAGGCGCCGGAGCCGCGCAUCAGGCGGCCCAUGAACGCGUUCAUGGUGUGGGCCAAAGACGAGCGCAAGCGGCUGGCCGUCCAGAACCCGGACCUGCACAACGCCGAGCUCAGCAAAAUGCUGGGCAAGUCCUGGAAGGCCCUGACUCCCCCCGAUAAGAGGCCCUACGUGGAGGAAGCGGAGCGGCUGCGGGUGCAGCACAUGCAGGACUACCCCAACUACAAGUACCGGCCUCGCCGGAAGAAACAGCUGAAGCGCAUCUGCAAGCGGGUGGAUCCGGGCUUCCUGCUGAGCGGGCUGGCCCCCGAUCAGAACGCCCUGCCCGACCAGAGGGCCCUCUGCCGCCACCUCGACAAAGACGAGGGCAGCCCCAACGGUAUGCGAAGCGGGUUCUCCAGCCCCGGCCCCGCCUUGCCCAGCGUCCGAAGCUUCAGGGACCCGGCCGGCUCAAACAGCAGCUUUGACACGUACCCCUACGGCCUGCCCACUCCCCCGGAGAUGUCCCCCUUGGACGCCAUGGACCACGAGCACGUACCCCUCUCUUAUUAUUCAACGUCCGGUAGCUCCUCCUGCUCCUCCUCCUGCCCAGAUGAGCACCACCAGAACCAGACGCACAUGGGCAGCCCGCCCCCUUACCACACUGACUACACCCAGACCCAAAUCCACUGUGGAGGCACGCACAUGGGUCACGUCCCUCACAUGUCCCAAAGUGGCGGCGGGCUGAUCCCCGGCCCUCCGCUGUCUUACUACAGCACCUCAUCUUUCCCCCAGAUUCAUCACGGGCUCCACCAGGGCCACCUGGGUCAGCUAUCCCCCCCACCAGAGACACAGGCUCACCUGGAGACCCUGGACCAGCUGAGCCAAGCGGAGCUUCUGGGUGAGGUGGACCGCAAUGAGUUUGACCAGUACCUGAACUCCACCGGGGCCGGGUUCCACCCCGAGCAGCAGGGCAGCGGCAUGACUGUCACGGGACACAUCCAGGUGGCCGCGUCCGCCGCCUCCGCGUGUCCCAGCAGCCCCACAGAAACCAGCCUCAUAUCGGUGCUCGCGGACGCAACAGCGGCCUACUACAACAACAACUACGGCAUCUCGUAAGCACCCGGCGGCCCGGGGGGGGGGGGGUUCAAAAUGGGCCAUUGGGGUGACGCUGCACCUGGUCCGUGCUUUGAUGUUCUGUAAAUUUCAAGUCCCGUGUUAGAACAUCUGAGCAAUGUCAUCCCACCGUGAUUUGGAGCCUGAACUGAUUACUGAGCAAAAUGAUUGUCCGGAGCCGAGGAAAGAACAAAGAGGGUCGGAGGAACGCGGAGAACGGGAGAUGGACGCCUCAGGGAUGCAGACACAAGAACACGACAGUACGCCACCUCCGGUUGUCAUGACGUUUCCAAACCAGAAGAACAAUCGUAAAGACUUGGUGUCCACUUGUAAAUGUCACCAGUUACUGUUGCUGAUGUACAGAUGCUCUUUAGAAGCUAAUUUAAGUCCUUUGAUGUUUCGCAUAAAUGCUAACUGUAAUGAUAUUAUCGACGCUUUCCAUUCACAUGUUUGUACUAUAUGUUCUCUCUCUCGCUCUCUCUCAUUAGUUUGGGAGUCUUACCUCAGUAGUUGAAAUUGAAUGAGGUUUUAGUUGGACAUUUCUUAUGCAAUUUAACAAACCGGUGUAUAAUGAAGAAAAAAGGCGUUUAUACUUCUUCUCAAGUACUUAAUAAUAUAUAAUCAUAACCUCUACCAUGGAAAAUAAUAAUGGUAACUAUAAAUGUAUGCUGAUUUAAGUUUGUGAAAGACAAUAAUUUAAAAUAAAGUAACAUUUUUAUAUAACAAA